ACAAAAAACUAGACCAUAGUUGGUUUUUUGGCGGCAAUCGACUGUCACUUUUCUCUAAAAUGAGUGGUGUGAGGUGUGUGUAGUGUUGUUUUGAUUUUUGCACUAGUAUAAAUCGGGUUGUAUCGGGUGAAGUGUAGUUUUUAUUUUUAAAAAGAUUACAUUCAUUUUGUAAGAUGCCCGAGGUAAUGAUAUCAGGUAUACCUGUAACUUUCCCUUUCGAUCCUUAUGAUGUACAAAAAGCUUACAUGGAAAAAGUGAUAGAAAGUCUUCAGAACAAUACGAACGCUUUACUGGAGUCUCCUACAGGCACGGGGAAGACAUUAAGCUUACUUUGCUCUUCACUAGCAUGGUUGUUAGUCAAGAAAGCCCAAUUACAAAUGAAUGCGCAGGUAGGAAACUUUUCGGAACAUGGUAACUUCAGUGGAACUUUGCGCGACACUUUAAAGUCUGGCGCUGGUAAAGCUAAAGAAAAUGCUUCGUGGGGAAUGCCCAAAAUCAUUUACUCAUCUCGAACCCACUCGCAGUUGACUCAAGCCAUGCAAGAAUUAAAGAGAUCAAGUUACAGGCAUGUCAAAGCCACUGUGUUGGGGUCAAGAGAUCAAAUGUGCAUUCAUCCUGAAGUGUCUAAAGAGACCAACAAUUCAAAUAAAGUACACAUGUGCCAACUAAGAGUAAAAUCACGAACAUGCCAUUUUUUUAAUAAUGUUGAAUCUAAGAAAGAGGAUAGAUCGGUAAAAGGUGAUGAGAUUUUAGAUAUAGAAGACUUAGUUUCUGUUGGUAAGAAAUUAAAAUGUUGUCCUUAUUAUUUAUCAAAAGAACUGAAGCAAGAUGCUGACAUUAUAUUUAUGCCAUACAAUUAUAUUUUGGAUCCUAAGUCGAGGAAAGCAAAUGGAGUUGACUUAAUGAAUAACAUAAUUAUUUUAGAUGAAGCGCAUAAUGUGGAGAAAAUGUGUGAAGAAUCUGCAUCAUUGCAAAUCAGGACUACUGAUGUUGCCCUUUGCAUUGAUGAGAUCACCCAUGUAAUGAAAUCAUUCAGUGAGAAUUCGGAGGAACAUAUGGAUAUGUCACUAGAUAACAACCAACCUAAGGAUUUCACUUGUGAAGAUUUGUGUGUCUUGAAAGAAAUAAUGCUGGCAUUUGAGAAAGCUAUAGAUGAAAUAAAUGUUGGUACUGAAGGUAGUACAUAUCCGGGAGGCUUCAUAUUCGAACUCUUAGCUAAAGCCGAGAUCAAGGAUCAUAAUCAAAUGGCUGUUAUUACUUUGAUUGGAAAUUUAAUACAGUAUUUGUCAACAGCUAGUGCAUCACCUUUUCAACGUAAAGGAGUUGGAUUACAAAAAAUGGUUGACUUGCUCACUGUUGUUUUUAGUGGUACUACACAUGCUUAUAAGGAAAGGGUUAAAAUGUGUUACAAAGUGCAUGUUGAAGUUGAAGAUAAGAAGAAUAAUAAGAAAAGUGAUGGAUGGGGAGCUUUAAAAAUUGCUAGUACUAAAACUUCUGAGCGUGUACUCAGCUAUUGGUGUUUCAGUCCAGGGUUUGGCAUGAAGCAACUGAUUGAACAGAAUGUCAGAAGUAUUAUUCUAACCAGUGGAACAUUAGCUCCUUUGAAACCCUUGAUAUCAGAGUUAGGUAUUCCAAUUGGAGUCCAGUUAGAAAAUCCACAUAUUGUUAAAGCAAAUCAAAUCUGUGUGAAAAUUAUAGGCCAAGGCCCAGAUUCUACACCACUUAAUUCAAAUUACCAGAAUAGAAACAAUCCUAAGUAUAUUUCAUCACUGGGCCGUACUAUAUUGAGUUUUUGUAGAGUAAUACCAGAUGGUUUAUUAAUAUUCUUUCCUUCAUACCCUAUUAUGACAAAGUGCCAAGAAAUGUGGCAAGCAGAAGGUAUAUGGUCAAGUAUCCAUAACAUAAAACCAAUUUUUGUGGAGCCUCAGAGAAAAGACACUUUUAAUGCUAUCAUAAAUGAAUAUUAUUCCAAAAUAAGUGACCCAAGUACCAAAGGUGCCUGUUUUAUGGCUGUAUGUAGAGGAAAAGUUUCAGAAGGUUUAGACUUUGCUGAUAUGAAUGGAAGAGCAGUAAUAAUAACUGGAUUACCAUUUCCACCUUUAAAAGAUCCAAGAAUCGUUCUCAAGAAAAAGUAUUUAGAAGAACUUAGAAUAAAAGAAAAAGAUUUUUUAUCAGGAGAUGAAUGGUAUUCAUUAGAAGCUACAAGAGCAGUGAAUCAAGCUAUUGGAAGAGUUAUAAGACAUCAAAAUGAUUAUGGAGCCAUCCUUCUUUGCGAUACUAGAUUCAACAGUCCAAAAUUGAAAGGCCAAUUGUCAGCCUGGUUAAGAGAUCACAUUCAUGUUUCCAAUAAAUUUGGAGAGACUGUUAGUGAAAUAUGCAGAUUUUUCAAAAAUGCCGAAUCUACGUUACCUCCACCAAAAUUAAAACCUUUACUAGCACAUGAGUCUAAUAAUGCAUCUAAAGAAUAUACUUCAGUCAACAUAGCAGGUGUAUCAUUUCCAUCAUCUAAAACUAGAGUAGUCCAAAAAAGUACAAAUAAAUCAGUAAAUCAAUAUCCAAACUCAAAUGAGGUGUAUGCUAAUUUUUCAAUGGAUUUUUAUAAAAAAGCUCAGACAUCUGCUUAUGUUAAUGAGUUUAAACCUAAGCAAGCAAAGGAUCUUUUUAGUGCUUUAGAUUGUAGUAACUCUUCAGCUGAAACAUCACAUUCAUUAGUUAAGAUUCACAAAAGAAGUAUAGAAGAGACAAGUAGUAUCACAGCUGUGGCCAAGAAAAAGAAAUUGAAGAUAAAGCCCUUUGGUUUUGAAGAGAAUCUUACAAGUGGUGAAACUACGAAUCCUAUACCUGUAGAGAAGGUGGCACCUACUUCUUUGAUUGACUUUGUGAAAGAAAUAAAAAUUUUGUUACAGCCUGAACAAUACAAAGAAUUUCAACAUUCAAUAUCUUCAUACAAGAAAGAAGGAAACUAUUUAAUAUUCUUACAAACAUUGAAAAACUUACUGGAAAACAGAAAAACAUUUUACUUAUUUAGAGGCAUGAAAAGAUUUUUGAAGGAGGAUCAUAAAAAAGUUUUUCAAGAAUACUGUGAUAGUGUAAAUUUUGAUAAUUAACCUUUAAAAGCAUAAUGAAAAAUAAAAUGAUAAUUAGAU
Molecule: messenger RNA, 3146 nt
Organism: Amyelois transitella
Lineage: Eukaryota; Metazoa; Arthropoda; Insecta; Lepidoptera; Pyralidae
Gene: Rtel1
Product: regulator of telomere elongation helicase 1 homolog
Exons: 1
Coding region: 174-3107 (977 amino acids)
Biological process (GO): regulation of double-strand break repair via homologous recombination; negative regulation of DNA recombination; telomeric loop disassembly
Cellular component (GO): nucleus
Molecular function (GO): ATP binding; hydrolase activity, acting on acid anhydrides, in phosphorus-containing anhydrides; DNA helicase activity
Source: RefSeq, a predicted model, not a curated record